ACUAGUUUGUCAACUUCUACAAACAUACGGAACAGGUUAGUACCUACAGUAACCCCAGAAAGAAAGAAAGAAAGAAAGAAAGAAAGAAAGAAAGAAAGAAAGAAAGAAAGAAAGAAAGAAAGAAAGAAAUUUAAUACAUGAAGAAAAAAAACUUUUUAAAAGUUUAUGUUGAAUUAAAUUCAAGUCGUCAUUUUCAUGUCCACUCUCUAAAUGUAAAUUUGAAUCCAAGGUGUGGCCUUUCUUGUUUGCGUAUUUGCCACAGCACAUUUCAUAUGGGAGGGUUAUGAGAGACAGAAUAUAAAGAGACUCAGCAUUCUAUUUUAUUGCAUUAAAGGACCAUAAAUCUUCAGUGAAGUACUUUAAACAAGUACUUAAACUUCAAACAAAUAUUUUUUGAGGAUUUGCACAAUGGAAGCUCAAGAGCAGCAGAUUUCAUGUGCUGAACUCAGGAUAGUCCUCCUGGGAAAAACUGGAGUUGGAAAAAGUGCCACUGGAAACACCAUUCUUGGUCAAGAACGUUUCACUGUUAAUUUAUCAGCAUCUUCUGAGACAAAGGUUUGCUGGAAAGAUACAAAACAGAUUAACAACACAAGAGUUUCUGUUAUCGACACUCCAGGACUGUUUGACCCCAGUUUUACUAUAGAGGAGAUGGUGAGCAGAAUCAAGCUGUGUAUGCCUCUUUCUACCCCCGGUCCACAUGUCUUCUUGUUGGUGCUUCAGCCUGGAAGUUUCACAAAAGAAGACCAAGACACACUGGAGAUCUUUCUUCAGAUCUUUGGAGAAGAUGCAAGUAAACACACCAUGAUUCUGUUCACACAUGGAGACAAGUUUGUAGGGAGAAAUGUCCAAGAGUUUAUCAGCAGCAAUUCAGACAUGGAGAAGCUCUUUGAGAAAUGCCAGAUGCGAUACCAUGUGUUUAAUAAUGAAGAUGAGGAUACUGUGCAGGUCAAUCAGCUUUUUGAAAAAAUAAACCAGAUGAUUUCUGAGAAUGGAGGUGGAUGUUAUACCAAUGAAAUUCUGGAGAAGGCAGAGAGCGCAAUUCAAGAGGAGACACAGCGAAUCUUGAAAGAAACCGAAGAGCAAAGAUGCAAAGAAGUAGAGGCAUUGAAAACCAAGUAUGAAGCAGAGGAUCUGACACGAGCUGUAAUGAAUUUGUGGGAAAGAUUUGAGAGGGAGGCAAGAGAGAGAGCUGAGAGAAACAACUACUACUUCAACACAAUCGUAGAGUUUUUAUUCAGUACUCUUGAAAAGUAUGUAAUGAAAAGAUUUGCUAAAUGAAUGACUUCAAAUAUUAUUUGUAUGUACAUUUUUAAACAAAUAAUAGAAUUUUAAAGUUAUUACCAAAUAACUAGUCUCUUUCCAACUACAUAUACCAUGCGUUUAUAUUUGAGUGGAGGUUAGUAAAGUACCAAAGUGAUAUGUGAUGUUUUUUAACUGUGGAAUGAAAAACUACUACUUUGUGAUUUAAUUUAUUUCUAGAAAACAGUGAAUGAACAUAUCUUGACAUUUACAAUAAUCUUGAGCAAGAUUGAACCCAGUGACUUUAUUUAAGACCAUUUAAUGUGCAGUGCAAAUACUGUUUAAAAUAUGUUUAUUGUCUUUUUUAAAUAUCUCUCAAUGUAACCCCAUUCAACAUACCACUAUUUUUUUUUACAAAGUAUGCAAAUUGCAUGCUUUUCUUUGUGUUUUUCAUUUAUAUUGUAAAUAUUUAUAUUACUCAAAUACAUAAGACAUUACAUAAGUCAGGCGUUCAUAAUCACCUAAACAUUGUUAAUUAAUGUAAUAUAAACGUUUCUUAUUUUCAAUAAUAUCAUGUCUACCUGCAUGUAUACAAAGGACUGUUAGUAUUACUAUCCUUCCUAUCCUGUUUCAAUAUUUGUUCACAUGUUGCAAUAGACUUUCACAUAUCAUCUGCCUACUUCAUUAUGGUUUUUGUCUGGCUGUUUGGUUCCAUAAAGAACUUUUAAUAUCCACUGAACCUCUGUUGCACAAAAUGUUAUUGUGAUCGAAAGACAAAAAUUUGAAAGAAAUGUAAUUGUUCUUUUCUUUAAGAUUGUAUGACUUCAAAUAAAGA
Messenger RNA from Triplophysa rosa, 2074 nucleotides. RefSeq names its product GTPase IMAP family member 4-like. Gene Ontology annotation, molecular function: GTP binding. The record is from RefSeq and is a predicted model, not a curated record. Bases 409 to 1278 code for a protein of 289 amino acids. NCBI's taxonomy places the organism in Eukaryota, Metazoa, Chordata, Actinopteri, Cypriniformes, Nemacheilidae. The transcript is spliced from 2 exons.